Molecule: messenger RNA, 774 nt
Organism: Pseudogymnoascus destructans
Lineage: Eukaryota; Fungi; Ascomycota; Leotiomycetes; Thelebolales; Thelebolaceae
Gene: CSM3
Product: chromosome segregation in meiosis- protein
Exons: 2
Coding region: 1-774 (257 amino acids)
Biological process (GO): DNA damage response; DNA replication checkpoint signaling; replication fork arrest
Cellular component (GO): replication fork protection complex; nucleus
Molecular function (GO): DNA binding
Source: RefSeq, a predicted model, not a curated record
AUGCCACCCAACCCACCCCCCGCCGAAGCAGACGACCUCGAGGCCCUCUUCAACGACUACACCUCCCUCGACGAAACCCGCCUCCUCUCCGCGCGCGGCAUCCCGCGCCUGCGCGAGCGCGCCCGCACCCUGCGCCUCAAGGGAAAGGGUCACGAAUACGGCGAUGCGGAGCGGCUGCUGGGGUUGUACCAGAUGUGGCUCGAUGAUUUGUACCCCAAGGCUAAGUUUGGGGAUGCGCUGAGGAUGGUGGAGGGGGUGGGGCAUAAGAAGACUGUUGCGGUUGCGCGGAGGGGGUGGAUUGAGGAGGGGAGGCCGGGACAAGGGGGGCAGGGAGAGGGGGAUGGAGAGGGGGUGGGGAGACCGCAGGGGGAGAUGCAGAGGCAGGGGACGGAGCGGAUAGCGCCUAUUUUCACGGACCUCGCGUCUCGUGCGGCGGAGCGGGGGGAGACGCCUGGCGCUGAUGUACCGGAUGAUGACCCGGAUGCAAUAGCGGAGUUGUAUGGCGCGUCGCCGCGGCGUGCAGCUGCUGUCGCUAAACCCGUCGCGCGGGGACAAGGGCAGACGAGUAUUUUCGGACCGGGCGCAGUUGUUCCCCUCCCCGGCGCGGCGGCGGAGGAAGAGGAGGGGGAUGACCUCGCUGCGCUGCUAGCGGAGGAGGGGGGGGUGGAUGUCGAUACGGUUACCAGCACAGCGGCCCUGGCGAACAAAACGACGCCGCUAGAGGAGGACGAGUUUGAUGACGAUAUGGACGCUAUGGCUGAGAUGGGGUGGUGA